Messenger RNA from Cuscuta epithymum, 1849 nucleotides. NCBI's taxonomy places the organism in Eukaryota, Viridiplantae, Streptophyta, Magnoliopsida, Solanales, Convolvulaceae. The record is from the annotation of a GenBank genome assembly.
UUCAAUCAUAUUAGUAGGGUAAAAUUUAAACAUGAUUUUAUAUACUAAUAGUCUGCUCAAAAAUGUUUCAUCACAUUUUUCAUUACAACCCUCCCUCACAUGUUUCAUCAUCCGCCGUGAACAUACGGCUCUGAAGUAACACUUACCCCCAUUCUCUCAACAGUCUUAGCUACACAAUCAUCAACCGGAAUAGGGACAAUCUAUGGCGCUACUCUCCCAAUACUCAGCAACGUUUUCCUUGAAAGUAAAACCAAUAUCACCAUUGGUAUCUUUUCUUGGCAGCUCUGUUCAGAUAAAAAAAUCUAUUUCACUAAUAACGGUGCCUUCUUCUUCCUCUUCUUCUUCUCUGUUCCGUAUCCGCUGUUACUCUGCUCUCUCUGAGCGGCCCAUUAGGUUUACCUUUUUAAUCGUUUGAUAGAGAUAUUUGUGAAUAAAUGUGUGCAUUUUCCAGCAAUAUUGAAUUCGUGAGUCGUGACUUUUGUUUGGAUUGUUCAAACAGAUAUGCAGUUCUUGGUGCUGGAUAUGCCGGGCUGUCUGUGGUUUGGCAUUUGUUGCAGGAAAGUCCCAAGGAGUCACACCUUUUCAUUGAUAUAUAUGAUGAAGUUGGCUUUGGUGGAGGCGCAUCUGGAGUAUCUGGAGGACUCCUUCAUCCAUACUCUCCUAAAGUUAAGCUACUCUGGAGAGGAGAAGAGUGUUGGAAGGAGAGUUUAAAUCUUUUAAGGAUAGCUGAAGAUGUAAAAGUGUCCAAAUCAUUGUACUUCAAAGAACAAGAAGAUCAUGGUCAGAUAGGAAAUGACUUUAUGGUUGGAAGAAGUGGAAUCCUGAGGCCUGCACAUAGUGUGAAGAAUAUGGAAAUUAUGAUUGAUUAGAAUGCUCAGAAAGGCCUCCCAAGCUGUAGAAUAGAGAGAAUUGAUAAAGAAGCUGCACAUGAGCUGAUUCCAGGUUUAUAUGUGCCUCUAGACCUGGCCUUUCACAUGCCUCAAGCUCUCACUGUAAAUUCCCAAUGCUAUCUUAAGGCUCUCUACUCAGCAUGCCAACUUUCUGCAAAAGAAUCUCCCAAUUCUGGCGGUGCACUUAAAGAGUUGCGUUUACACAAAAAACCCAUCAAUCGUCUCCUAGACCUAGCAGAUCUUAAAUUAUCAAAGGGUUUGUUAUGGGACAUUUCUUUCAGGGGAGUAUGAUGCAGUGAUAAUAUGUCUUGGUGCUAGAGCAGCUUUUCUCCCAGAACUCUCUGGAAGGAUCCCGUUGCGGACAUGCAGGGGCAUCAUUGCUCACUUGAAGGUUGAUGAUGACGUUAGAGACGGUUAUCCCGCGGACUCCCCCUCCAUAUUAUCUGAUGCAUGGAUUGCCUUUCAUGGCCCACAAGAUCUCCGAGUAGGUGCCACAUGGGACUGGAACUCGAGGAACUACUCAAGGGGGGUUUCUCGGGAGGAAGGUAAUAAAGCCAUAGAAGAGCUUCUGCAUCGCAAAGCUUCGGCAAUGUAUCCUGCCAUAAAGAAUAUGACUACUGUCACGGGUAUGAGUGGAGGCUUAAGGGCAGUUCCUCCACUCACACCUCAAGGAUCACUUCCACUAUUGGGUUGUGUUGAUGAGUUUGUGUCCGGGAAUCAAACGGAUAAUAAGUUUUGGUUACUUACCGGGCUCGGUUCAAGGGGUUUGUUGUACCAUGGUUGGGUUGGCAAGUUGAUGGCACGAGCCGUUCUUUCUCGUGACGAGGGGUUGAUCCCUUAUGAACUUAUUUCAUGGAAAAGCAUAAUAUAGAGCAUUGGUUUUCUAGUGUUUUGGAUUUAGGGGAAUGAGGAAAUAAAUUUUUGGAAAAAUGUGUGGCUUUCGAAAGGGUGGGUUCUCA